AGAAAACUGUCAGCAUAUGUUCCAUAGGGCUUAUGGUAUACCCCAAAGAUGAAGCCACAAAGUCCCAAAACGAAUACAGCGCGCGGCAGCGAGAGACAAGGCAUAAAAAUAAAUGAAUAACAUAAAAAUAAAUCAUACGCCCCAUCGGCCACCCAGUAAAAAGUAAGCCAAUACCGUAACCAUUACCCUCGCUUCAAAAUCACACCCCAAACCCAAACUCGAACCCAAUGGAUGUUCUCCCCCUAUUUUCAUGGCGCUAAUAAAUGCUUAUCGAAGACGCAUAAAGCGAGUAAAUUCGCAGCCAUUAAACGGGCAUAAAACUCGAAGCCGGGGCCGAAGCGAAAUUGUGGGGCCGACAAAUCAAAGUACAAGCCUCAGGACCAACCUCAUUCUCCUAUUUCCCAGCCAUGAAAUAAAACCAGGCAACAAUGAAACCCAAAGCGUCUCCCAAGCGAUUUCAAUGCGGGCAUUCAUCGGUCGAGCCAAGGAAUUGGCCACCCACAAGACCCAAAACCCAGAACCCAAACUUCCAGUGAACCUUCCACCCUCGUCACCUCCAGCACCCCAUUUAAAGGCCCUUCCUUCGAGGCAACACUCGCUAUAUAACCAUCUUACCCAACGUUGACAGCAUACAAAGUAACUUAAAUCGAAACAAUAAAGCGGCAACUUUGUACCAAGAAAAAAUGCAAAAGAAAGCAAAAUGAACACAGGAAAAACGUGAAAGAAAGCUCGAAAAGGAACCAGAAAAAGUGUGGAAAUGAGAAACAAGCGAAGUAGGUUAUACCCUCAUGAUUUCUAUACUAUUUGAAAACAUAUUACAAUGGCUCAUCUAACAAUCUGAUUAUUAAUAUACUAGUACAUUGCAUCAACUUCACUUUUUAAGGAAAUCGAUUAUGUAGCAUGAAAGAGAAAAUUCAAUACCAAUUAGGGUAUUCGAAGCACCAUAAAACACCAAUGUUUAAGCUUCCGAUCGAAAUUCCCAUACCAAGCGUGGGUAUUAUUACAAAAAACGUUGGAAAAGACGUCAAGGAAAGUUCCCAAAGAAAUUGAGCUGCAGGCGGAGGGAAAGCGGAGAAAGGGGCGAAAAAAGAAAUGUAGAAAAGCGCAAAUAAAUGAAUGAAUAAAAACGCCAAGGAUAGCGAGGAUACCAUACAGGCAAAGGCAAACUCAUAGUGCACGGAUAGAAGGGAGGCAAAGGAACAGAGUUCCACAAAGAAAUUACAAAAUGUAUGCAACAAAAAAAAUAAAAAAAAUAAAAAGCGUUGG
Messenger RNA from Drosophila melanogaster (fruit fly), 1266 nucleotides. RefSeq lists its product as uncharacterized. The record is from RefSeq and is marked reviewed. The transcript has a single exon. Bases 251 to 625 code for a protein of 124 amino acids. Lineage: Eukaryota; Metazoa; Arthropoda; Insecta; Diptera; Drosophilidae.